GCGGUUAGUUGUCAUGGCAACGGACGCGCGAAUAGAUCAGUCAUCAAACCUGAAAGGGGAAAAUACGUUUCACCCGAAGCUGAACCAAACUAAGGUUACACAUAUCAGAGCCGCAUGACCUCCUUUACCCAGGUGUACGGGUUUAGCGUGGUAUCAACCGACGGUUUGUCUUAUUCAACUGGACGAUCCACCAACCUAAUAAGCCUGCCUGUUUGCUAGCAUGGCGGAGAGCAGGGUGAUCCCCAGCGGAAGGCUUUACAGACAGAUGUUUGACGCACAGGUCCAGCUGUCCCUCUCACUCCAUCAAAGUCGAGGAGAAAGGACUGCUCCUGAAACACAAACGCACACCACUAACAACAGAUUACUGCCCACCAGUGCAGAGCAGCAGCUGGAGGAAGAAGUCAGAGGACUUCCUGAUGUUGUUGUGGCUGAAAGGCAGAGUGCUGAUGUGAUUGAGCGCCUGAGAGCGAAGAGAGAGAGAGACCACAGAGAGACUGUAAAGAACCUUCAUAGAGACCUGGCGGUGCUUGGCAAGGAUUAUGAGGAGAGCAGUAGAAGUACUUGUAAGGACCUGCUCUCAUGCCUUGAAGAGAUGGACCAGAGGUUGGAGACCCUGAUGGGGGGUAUGGAGUGUCAGCAACCGACCAGCCUUCAGGAGCUGAAUGACGUUUGGAAGCAGGUCAAGGAAACUUCUGUUUUAAAGAGAGGAAGAAUCUGUGAAUUAGACCAAAGUCUGAAUGGAUAUGAAAUCCAACGAACACAGCAGAUCGCUCAUUUACUCAAGAAGUACUGCACUCUUCUGGAGAGAAUCAGCUCCCUAAACCCCUGUGACCUCUACAGACUGCUCGACGCAGAGGCUAUGAUGAUCAACACCGCCCUGCUCGCUAACCGCCGUAGCAUCGCCCGUCUACGUCUUCAUCUUCUGGAGGGGGAUCUGCAAAAAGAGUCUGUCCUUCAUCUUCGCUGGCAAGACAUAUCUAAGACCUGGAAGGCUGGCAGGGUACAACAGGAGAUAGAAAGGUUCCGGGAACUGGUCAGUGAUAAAUCAGUCCAGGACCCUGACUCUGUCCAGGAAGCAGUUGUGGAGAUCAGAAGGACACAACAAGCUCUGUCUGAAGAACAGAGACGUCUCUUCCAGCACAUCUGCUCUCUGGCCCCGCCCACCUGCACUACAGCUCUGGUCACCGAUUGGUACAACCAACUUACAGCUCUCAAUCAAAAGAUUGAUGGUUGUCAUGAUAACUUUGUACGUCAGCUCCAGUGCAGCUUUGACCAGAGCUGGCAGGCCAGUCUAGUGGAAGUUGAGCGAUGCAAGCAGGCGCUGUGUGGUCUAGAGCUGUCCGAGCAGGAGGUCAAGCACAUCGUCAGCUCCCAGAUCCUCCCUCUGAUGGGGCCACAUCAGAGGCGGGCUGAGGAACGAGUGGCCAUCUUAGAUCGAGAUGUGGACGUGGUGGCAAGGCAUGCUGGGAUAUUGAGUAGGACUGUCUGGAAUGUUUUACGCGGAGCAGCGUUGCUAUGGGAGACGCACAGCCGGGCUAUGGAGAACAGAGAGCAACAGCUUGAGGAGCAGCUCCGCCUCCUUCGAUGUGAACAGGAAGAGGAAAUAAAGAGGAAAGAGGCUCAUUUGGACGUCUUACUAGACCGGCUGCGCCAGGACAGCCCUGAGGAGGCCCUGAAGAAGUCCCUUGAUGUGGCCCUCGCCUACCUGGAUGAGAUGCCCAACAGCUCUAGAGAGUGGUACAGCAAAAUGGACGAAGUGCUGGAGAGUUUUCCAGCUGUUCAUGUGGACGAGCUUAACACCUACAGCGCUGCUGUCAGCCAAUAUUACCAUGUUGGCGAAGUCCACACCCUGACACAAGAAGAACUUCUCUCCUUUUACCAUCGUGAUAACCCGGAUUGGAAAAGUAUAGAAAAGUUCGGAAACUUUCCAAUCAGCACGCUGAAUGAGCUUGACCACACCCAGAAUCCCCAGGAUGGACUACUGAAGGAGGCAGAGUCAUCCCUUGCAGAGAUUUACAUCUCUGACACUGAAGUGACCUUUACAUCCAAGAGGGGCGGGGCUUACAGUGGCCCCGCCUUUGAACUUCCGGUGCAGAAUCCUCUAGGCAGCCUGGGGGAUGAAGUCCAAUUCAUCCUGUUCCCCACUGAGACGCUGACCCAGUCACUGAUCCAGCUGCGUACAUUAUCCUUUGAUCACCUGGAGCAGCACUUCCAUGACGUCCUGAGUUCCAGCGCAGCCACGGUCGCCAGCAGAAAGAAAGCACUGGAUUCAGAACAAGAGCUCCGCCUGCAGCUGCACAAACUCCGCCCACAGCGCAUUGAGAUGGACAUACACAACAUGCGCUCUGCUGAGCUCCAUGUCCACAGGGAGUGUGUGUUGUCCCAGGGUGCGGCUGUGCUCCAGGUGCUGGAUGUGUGUCGGAGCGACUUGAGUGACCUCCAGACCUCCACCAGCGCCAGCAGCCUCCGCUUCAUCACCAGCGUCUCCACCAUGGAGGAGCGCUUCCACACCGCCACCACCUCUCACACUCUGAAGGGGUUUAGCUCCAACCUGCAGGACUGCCUGGUUCAGCAUAUCCAGGAGACCCAGCUCUCUCAGCGGGCCUUCAGGCACUCUGUUCAACAGCGCCUGGAGCAGGUUCGAGACAGCAACACCAAGCUGGUCACAUCCUUCAGGCUGUUUGGUGAAGGAGGGAACUUCAGCCCCAAGGAGGUGGACCAGCUGCUGAGGCUCCUUGAGAAGACGUCCCGAAGGAUCGAUGCCUUGGAAGACGGCAUCCAGGCGGACAUGGAGAAACUGGAGAUGGCCUGUUUAGAGCAGGUGAAGGGGACGGUGGAUCGCCUGCAGGAGAAGCUCUCCCCACUCCUUUUGGAGAUAAGUUUCUCCGAGAAGAUCCAGAAAGUGGUGUCAAAUGUCCAGGUCCAAAUUAAGGCUGAGGCAGCCCAUAGUAACCAGCAGAAGAUGUUGAUCAGCAGACAGGUUGAAGACCUGAGGAGACUUACAGAGACAGCUGAGGUGUCUCAGGAGAAGGUGUUUACUAGUCUGUCUGCCCUUGGUGAAGAGCUAAAGAAACGAUUCCAGUACUUGGACUGCAACAGGGAUUCCAGCAUUGAGUCUCCUGCACCACAGCAGACUCUGCAGGGAUCGUUUGCUGUGGCGGCCAGACCUCGUUCCAAGCUGCCCAGACCUCCGACCCGACCCACUGGAGAGCUCCCAUUGGCUGCUGCUGCUGUGAGUGGAGCCUCCUCUGAGGACAUCACCAUGGGAGUGCUCAACAAGUUGAGAAGGUUGCCUCAAACGAGCAAGAAUGAAAAGUGGGUUCAAAUGUUUGGAAGCGACCCAGACCUGGUGCAGAACACACGGUCCUUUAAGUUAACUGUCAACAGUUUUUUGAGGACGGCAAAUGAGGUGCUUCUGCAGGCUGCCGAGGACUUGUACAGGAAGAAGGAAUUUGACCAAUGGGCUGAAAGGUUUAUCAAGAGGCUGCUUGGAUACCAGGAACAGGCCAAGCAGUUUAAUACCACAAGUAUACAAGAGUUUGGUCAGCAGCUGUGUGAGCUAGAGGAGGUGGUCCGCACGUUGGCACCGGUGAUGCUUGGUUACCAUGGGAAACGGCAGGAGGAGGAGCUGAUGAAGGCAGUGGAAGAGUUCAGGAUCAGGAUGGAGGAGACGGCGAGCGCCACCAAUCACACCCAGAGGAAGCAUUCCAGCCAGCUGAAAGUGCGCCUGGGACAUCCAGCAUGUAAAGAGGAGCUAGAUGCCCUGAGGAGGAGAGAGGAGGACAGACAGAGCCAGUACCGCAGCAGAAUCAACAGGAUUUAUGAAGAACUACAGGAGUGGAUGCAGGCCAGACAGGAGGACGUCACAGCAUCCCUGUUGUCCCUGACAGAGAGUUUAGUUUGCCAAGUGGACAACCUCCUUACAUUGGAGCUUUCAGAACAGCUCCCUACUCCAGACACUGAAGCUGGAAAGGAUUUGCUAAUGCCCAACAGCGUCCAGACAGCCAACAGGAUUGGGGCAGGACUUCCUAUCUCACAGUCCCUUGUUGAAGAUACGACAGCAUCCACGGUAACCAUGGCUACCGAAGACAAAACCCUUAUGACCAUGGCCAAUGCAACGUCCGCUGUAACCAUGGAAACAAGCUCAUCUAGUCAAACAACUAUAGAACCCUGUGUUGAUGCCACGGCAACAGCUGGUUCUGUCAGCAGCCCGAUACACCAGGAAAUCCUCCUACACAGAGACAGAGCUUUGAAGCGCUAUGAGGACGUCUCCAAGGCAGAGUCAGAGCGCUUCAGGAUGGACAGAGAGCGACUGCUGAUCCAGCUGCAGAGAUGGACUCACCAUUGGCAGCAACAGAUAAACACUUUGAGCACGCUCAAAACAGAGUAGACAGCGUCAGUCCCAGAGCUGAUUUAUUAAGGGUUCAAUAAAAAUACUUAUACUAUAAUUGUACAAAAAGGAGAGGUCUAUUCAACAGUUGUAUCUCCCUCUAUCCCGUUGUCAAAUAUAAAUAGUAAAAUAUAUAGUAUAGUGCUGACUUUUGUUUAGCCUGAUUUAGUCCAUCCUGCCAUCCUAAUAAUCACAGCGUGGUUCCAGCACUGGUUUUGGAAGUUCAAGUGUGUCAAUAUUUCCCCCCCAUCGCAUUCUUUGACUUUUUAGUGCUUCAAUCACUUUGAAGGGCUAUGGUAGAGUACUAUGGCCAGGGAGAUUUCGUGACACUGGGUGCAGAUAAUGCAUCAACUCAAACACACGGAAUCAAACCCAUUUGCAAACUGAACAGCAUGACAGAAAUUACUUGGCCUUCUGAGAAGCUGCGUUCAUUUGGCCUCUUCGUCUACAUUACAAACUUCUAUCACAAAGAAAUUGUUAUCAAACAUAGCACAUGGGGGGAUUAAUAUUUCACAAGAAAAUGCUUAACCAAGGCCUUUAGAUCAAUGUUAUAUAAAAGUGUCAUUGCAUUAAUUAUGCUAUCUGCAGUAUUCAAUAUCUGUGAUAUACUAUUUAGAAUUCAUGACAAUAAAAAAAUACAGUAUAAGAAAAAUUAAAUAUCUAGCUA
Messenger RNA from Gadus morhua (Atlantic cod), 5057 nucleotides. RefSeq names its product coiled-coil domain containing 180 (gene ccdc180). Bases 221 to 4390 code for a protein of 1389 amino acids. Lineage: Eukaryota; Metazoa; Chordata; Actinopteri; Gadiformes; Gadidae. The record is from RefSeq and is a predicted model, not a curated record. The transcript is spliced from 35 exons.